Molecule: messenger RNA, 2623 nt
Organism: Gossypium raimondii (Peruvian cotton)
Lineage: Eukaryota; Viridiplantae; Streptophyta; Magnoliopsida; Malvales; Malvaceae
Product: serine/threonine-protein kinase TOUSLED
Exons: 16
Coding region: 319-2394 (691 amino acids)
Biological process (GO): intracellular signal transduction; peptidyl-serine phosphorylation; chromosome segregation
Cellular component (GO): nucleus
Molecular function (GO): ATP binding; protein serine/threonine kinase activity
Source: RefSeq, a predicted model, not a curated record
AUCCAAAUCUAGACCCUAGCUAACUCCCAAAUCAAACAUCCCCAUUGAAAAAUCUAAUAUUGUUCUUGGAAAAUCUCUUGAAAUUUUUCUCUUCCACUUGCCCCAAUUUCGGAACUUCAAAAAACCCAAAAACCCUUGAUAGAAAAACCCCAAAUCUAAAAAAGGAAAAUCUCACCCCAAGCCUUAUUCCUUAUUUGAUCCUAUCCCCUCAAAACCCUAAAUAAUUUUUUUAGGAUAUUGUAUUUUUUUUUCGCAGUUCCUUAAUGUAUUGAUCACUUAUUCUGUUGUGUUAUUUGUUGGAUCGAGUUUGGUCCCGCAAUGUCGGAUGAUAUGUUGUUACAUUUCUCUUCUAAUUCCUCAAACCAAUCGGACAAUUCUUUGCCUACCAAGAUGGCUAAGCUUGAAGCUCGCUUAGUAGGCAAGGUUUCUUCAGCCACUGGUUCUCAGCAACCGCCGCAAACUCAACAACUACAGCAACAGCAACAGCAACAGCCGGUUUGGUCUUCUCUAUCGUCGGCUUCGAAAUUCGUUUCUGCUGAGGACUUGUCGGAGGCUUCUAGUUCAAGUGAUUCCGAUGAUGAGAAUGGAGGAGAGUUUUUAAUACAAGCCAACACAUUGAAGCGCCAGAAAAUUCAAGGAGAUGGUAACUUGCCAGUUUUUGAGCAUGUUGAGGCGGCUACUGAAGGGACGCAAAAGAUUGUGGAGCCUAUGGAGUCCAAGGCAAGUUCCGAAGGAAAUAGGAGAAAACAAGGCCGUGGAAGGGGUCACUCUGUUUCAAGCAGAGGCCGUGGUUCUAGAGCUAAUGAUCAGACAAAACAAACGUCUAGUUCGACUGUAACACCUUCAAAUGGUCAACUUGAGAACUCUUUCCACAAGGAUAGUAGGCCUAAAGAGCAGUUCUGGACUGAUCAGCGCACUUCAUUGGAGGAAGAGGUAACAUCUUUACGUGCAAAAGUUGCAGCCUUGGAGGAGGACCUACGGAAAUGUCGUCAGGAAGUCUCUGACUAUCAAAAUCUUUGUCGGCAACUAGAGAAGGAAUUGAAAGAUAUUAAAGAUUAUGACCAGCAAAUGAAGCCAAAGAGAACAAAAAUGAUAUCUGAUCUGUUGAUAGCUGUUUCAAAAGCUGAGAGACAAGAAGCUAGGAUGAAAGUACGGCAGGAUUCCUUGAGACUCGGAAAUGUGGGAGUAAUCAGAGCUGGAACAGUCAUAUCUGAGACUUGGGAGGAUGGUCAAGCACUGAAAGAUCUAAAUGCUCAUCUUAGACAAUUGUUGGAAGCUAAGGAGGCCGUUGAACGACAGAGGAAACAAUUGAAGAAGCGUCAGUCUGACAAGGGUGAUGCUAGUGAUGCAGAAUCUAGUGCACAAGAAGAAGAUGUCCUAAUCCAGGAUGAGAUAUACAAGUCACGUCUAGCCUCUAUAAAACGUGAGGAGGAAAGUCUUCUCCGUGAAAGAGAUCGCUGUGAACUAGAUAAGGGAAGGCUUAUACGUGAAAUGAAGCGCAUUCGGGAUGAGGAUGGUUCCCGUUUUAACAAUUUUCAAAUACUGAAUAAUAGAUACGCCCUUUUAAAUCUUCUUGGCAAAGGAGGAUUCAGUGAAGUUUAUAAGGGUUAUGACUUGGUAGAACAUAGAUACGUUGCAUGUAAGCUUCAUGGUCUGAAUGCUCAGUGGAGUGAGGAUAAGAAGCAAAGUUACAUACGGCAUGCAAUUCGAGAGUACAACAUUCACAAGACAUUGGUGCACCAUCACAUUGUUCGGCUUUGGGACAUUUUUGAGAUUGACCAGAAUACUUUCUGCACCGUCUUAGAGUACUGUAGCGGAAAAGACCUCGAUGCUGUUUUGAAAGCAACACCAGUAUUGCCUGAGAAAGAAGCUAGGAUAAUCAUAGUUCAAAUAUUCCAAGGCCUUGUAUACUUGAACAAAAGAGCACAGAAGAUUAUUCAUUAUGAUCUGAAGCCUGGCAAUGUUCUCUUUGAUGAGUUAGGUGUAGCAAAAGUGACUGAUUUUGGUCUUAGCAAAAUAGUAGAGGAUGAUGUUGGAUCCCAGGGUAUGGAACUUACAUCCCAGGGAGCUGGAACAUAUUGGUACUUGCCCCCGGAAUGCUUUGAGCUCAGUAGAACGCCUCUUAUUUCAUCGAAGGUGGAUGUUUGGUCAGCUGGUGUUCUACUUUACCAAAUGCUUUUUGGUAAACGCCCCUUUGGGCAUGACCAAACGCAAGAACGAAUAUUGCGUGAAGACACAAUUAUCAAAGCUCGUAAAGUUGAAUUCCCAUCAAGGCCGACGGUCUCCAAUGAGGCAAAGGAUUUGAUACGUCGAUGUCUAACAUAUAAUCAAGCAGAAAGGCCGGAUGUUUUGACGAUCGCACAGGAUCCGUAUCUGACAUACUCGAAGAAGUAAGAAGAAUGUACAAGAUAUAGAGAGAGAGCCAAAGGGUACUGAAAAAGAGCAGGGUAUGGUAUUAAGAGAAUUUGCUUCCAAUUCUUUUGCGAUAAACCACAUGGAAUUUUGUAUAGUUUUGUGAUUAUAUAUAUAACCCUGCUUCUCUGCUUGUAUUAACCUCAAUAUUUUAGUCCAUCUUUUUAAGUGUUUUUCUUUUUUUUAAAAAAUCAAAAUAUUUUUUGAUCCA